Messenger RNA from Rodentolepis nana, 546 nucleotides. NCBI's taxonomy places the organism in Eukaryota, Metazoa, Platyhelminthes, Cestoda, Cyclophyllidea, Hymenolepididae. The record is from the annotation of a GenBank genome assembly.
AUUAAACAAGAUGGACAGCUCUUUACCACUUUCAACUUUGCUCCCUUUUGCUCCCAAAUUCGACGGGAAGGGGGAAAAGAAGCUGAAGAAAAAAGAUUAAGCCAGUUGCUUCUGACAGCUCUUGAGCCUUCUAUCGUUCUCGAUAGCUUUCCCCGAGGAAAAUACACAAUUGUGGUCACUAUUCUAGACAUUGGAACAGAAUUGGGUGACCAACUUUCAAAUAUGUCAUCUUGCCUUUCUGCGGGUAUAACCUGUGCCACACUGGCUCUCGUCAACAGUUGCGUUCAGAUGUACGAUUUGGCUCUCGGAAUAGACAUUGAUAUUUCUUCUUUAAGUUCUACAAGCAAUGGUGAAAAAAAGACCUCUUCAGUUGCUCUGUUGACACAAUUGCGGCAGGUUUCGAUGUUCAAUGCCGAGGGGUUGGAACUGAAGUCGGCACAGACCCUACCCAAACUGUUUCAUGAUGCUUUUCAACAGGCCGAUAGGCUCUAUGCCACCAUUCGAAGCUCUCUUUUAGGCAUGUGUAAUGAACACAAAACCACUUGA